Messenger RNA from Epithele typhae, 1173 nucleotides. Its product is annotated as 26S proteasome regulatory complex ATPase RPT6. Gene Ontology annotation, biological process: proteasome-mediated ubiquitin-dependent protein catabolic process. The record is from RefSeq and is a predicted model, not a curated record. The transcript has 6 exons. Lineage: Eukaryota; Fungi; Basidiomycota; Agaricomycetes; Polyporales; Epitheliaceae. Bases 1 to 1173 code for a protein of 390 amino acids. Gene Ontology annotation, molecular function: proteasome-activating activity; ATP binding; ATP hydrolysis activity. Gene Ontology annotation, cellular component: proteasome regulatory particle, base subcomplex.
AUGCCUGUUGCCGUUGCUACACCUAAGCCCUCGGGCGGGCUCAAAUCGUACUACCAGGCGAAGAUUGAAGCCGCGGAGCUCGAAAUCAACCAGAAGACCCAGAACCUCCGCCGUCUAGAGGCACAGCGCAAUGCACUCAACGCGCGAGUGCGGUUACUACGCGAGGAGUUGCAGUUACUCCAUGAGCCCGGAAGCUAUGUCGGGGAGGUCGUCAAGGUCAUGGGCAAGAAUAAGGUGCUGGUGAAAGUGCAACCCGAGGGGAAGUACAUCGUCGACUUUGACUCGGAGAUCGACGUUGCCUCUCUUACCCCUUCACUCCGCAUCGCCCUCCGUUCCGACUCUUACACAAUACACAAAAUCCUGCCCAACAAAGUAGACCCGCUCGUUUCGCUCAUGAUGGUUGAGAAGGUUCCGGACAGCACGUACGAGAUGGUUGGUGGUCUCGACAAGCAAAUCAAGGAGAUUAAGGAGGUCAUCGAGCUGCCCGUCAAGCACCCCGAACUCUUCGAGUCCCUCGGUAUCGCCCAGCCCAAGGGUACCCUCCUCGCGCGCGCGGUUGCGCACCACACCGACUGCAAGUUCAUCCGCGUCUCUGGCUCCGAGCUCGUGCAGAAGUACAUAGGCGAGGGCUCGCGCAUGGUGCGCGAGCUGUUCGUCAUGGCGCGCGAGCACGCGCCGUCGAUCAUCUUCAUGGACGAGAUUGACUCCAUCGGCUCCUCGCGCGGGGAGAGCGGGUCCGGCGGCGGGGACUCGGAGGUGCAGCGGACGAUGCUCGAGCUCCUCAACCAGCUCGACGGCUUCGAGCCGACGAAGAACAUCAAGGUCAUCAUGGCCACCAACCGGAUAGACAUCCUCGACUCGGCGCUGCUCCGCCCAGGUCGCAUUGACCGCAAGAUCGAGUUCCCGCCGCCCGGGCCUGAGGCUCGUGUCGCCAUUCUCCGCAUCCACUCACGCAAGAUGUCGCUCCAGCGUGGCAUCAACCUUCGCGCGCUUGCAGAAAAGAUGGGUCAAUGCUCGGGUGCCGAGGUGCGCGGUAUCUGCACAGAGGCGGGCAUGUACGCGCUCCGUGAGCGGAGGCAACAUGUGACGCAGGAGGACUUUGAGUUUGCGGUGGCCAAGGUAUUGAAGAAGAACCAGGAAGGAAACACCUCGGUCAACAAGCUGUUCUCGUGA